AUGGGGAGGAAAAAGGAAAAGGGUGCUCUACCCUCGGUUCCAGAGACGGACGCAGAAAUUUCAACUUCCUCACCCCUCAACUCCACCAACAAACCAGACACGGUCAGAAUCACUAUUUCCGAUUCCAUGGCAGACAGAAGCGGCAGUGGAUCCUAUUCCGUCCCACCCAUCACCAACAUAGCGCAAGACCACCUCUUUUCCAUCCUGCUCCGCCUACCAAUCGACUCAAUCCUUUCGUUCGCCAUGACUUGCAAGCGAUUCAGGUCUAUCACUUGCUCCGAUGCCCUAUGGGAAUCAAUCUGCAGGAGGGAUUGGGGUCAUACCCCCGUUGAUGCCAUCAAAUCUGCUGCUGCUGAUUCAAGCCGCCGCCAUCGUCUUCCCUGGAUGGAGCUCUAUCGCCAGGUCUAUCAACUGGACUCUGUCUCUUGCCUCAGACUCUCCGACCCAGAUGCUGAUAAAGUGUUCCCAAGGCCCAGAGCUUCCCAUUCCCUCAAUUUUGUCUCUGGGUGCCUCGUUUUGUUUGGUGGGGGUUUUGAGGGAGUCUGUUUUCACACAUCUGAACUUGGGUACAAGCUACUUAUGGGUUCUAAGUGCUGUUUAGUUGUUUUUAUAUGCCCUGUUUUAUCAAUUGCUGUUGUGUGUUCUUACCUGAUCAGGAAUUUAGGACUAACAUCAGAUCAGAAAGCAUUUAAGGCUAUACUCAAAAGCAUUAUUUGGAAAACUCUUGCUUGUCCGCUGUGGUCAUUGAUCUGGCGUCAUCUUGAUGACACAUGGGUGGCAUAUAUUGGUGACAACUUCAAGAAGACACUGAAUUGGCAGAAAAUUAAUUCUGGGAUCAAUGACCAUGGUAUCCGCCAAAAUGAUACAUGGAUAGGUCAACUUGUGUUUAGUGAGACAUUUGGCAUUACAUUUUCUUGGAGGCUACUUGAUGUUGGUUCCACUGUACCUCCGUCACGUGGUGCCCAUGCUGGAUGCUGCUUCGAUGGCAGAAGGAUGCUCAUCCAUGGAGGCAUCGGAUUAUCUGGCCUUAGACUUGGAGAUACAUGGGUCUUGGAUAUCUCUGAAAAUUUUUGUCUUGGGGCCUGGCAUGAGGUUGAAACUCAUCCAUCACCUUCAGCUCGCUCAGGACACACCUUGACUUACAUUGGGGGAAAUCAAACAAUUUUGUUUGGAGGGAGAGGAUUGGGAUAUGAGGUGCUUAAUGAUGUCUGGCUCUUUGAUUCCUCCGAGGGUCACUUCAGAUGGCUUCAAUUACUAUUUGAAUUACAGAACAUACCUGAAGGUUUACCCCUCCCACGCGUUGGCCACUCAGCUACGCUUAUAUUGGGAGGUAGACUGCUGAUUUAUGGAGGGGAAGAUUCGGACAGGCAUAGGAAAGAUGAUUUCUGGGUGUCUUUCCAUCGAGCUUGCGCUGAUAAUUCUGGGCGAUAUUUGUACGUGUUUGGUGGAAUGAUUGAUGGGGUGAUCCAGCCUGCAGAGCCUGCAGGGCUGAGAUUUGAUGGGGAGCUUUUCCUCGUGGAACUUGUGCUGCAGCUGUAA
This is a messenger RNA of Thlaspi arvense, 1539 nucleotides long. The record is from the annotation of a GenBank genome assembly. NCBI's taxonomy places the organism in Eukaryota, Viridiplantae, Streptophyta, Magnoliopsida, Brassicales, Brassicaceae.